This is a messenger RNA of Saccostrea cuccullata (small rock oyster), 659 nucleotides long. RefSeq lists its product as uncharacterized. The transcript is spliced from 4 exons. NCBI's taxonomy places the organism in Eukaryota, Metazoa, Mollusca, Bivalvia, Ostreida, Ostreidae. Bases 6 to 659 code for a protein of 217 amino acids. The record is from RefSeq and is a predicted model, not a curated record.
GAAAAAUGGCCCGAAACAAAGUGCUUGUUGCCGAUUUAUUCUCGGCUGCAUUAGGUUUAGUUUUCUGUGGUAUUGCCAUUGUAACACCUGGCUUCUUCAUUAAUCAGAAUAAAAGAAUGAGCAUCUUUUACUUUAACUAUAAAGAGACUGGAUCUGACUCAUGGUCAACAAAGACUUAUCUAGUUUAUGAUAAGGAACACGAUACGAAUGGAUUGAACCAGCUCUCAAUGAUAGAUGCGCAGUUGGAAAGCCUUAUUACUGUUGUUCUUGGUGGAAUCGGUUGGUUGAUUCUAUUGUCGAAUACCAUGAAAAAAGCGCCAAUUCCAGUGAUGUUUUUGACUGGUGGAAUAUUUCUACUAGUGGCAGUUACUUUAGAGUUUGCCCUGCUCCUUCGUUUUAUUGGAAUGUGUAUGCUGAUAUUUCUACAGUCGAUAUGGUUUCCAUACUCUUUUGUCCUUGUCAGUGUGUCCUUCGCUUUGCAUCUUUAUUCCGUUGUGGUAAUUCUUAUUCGCUAUAAAAGAGGCAGCGAGGAAGGAAAUAUUGACAACCAGAUGACGGAAAAUCCAGGUUGGAUUGGAAUUCACCAAGAUGUGAUUACAGACAAUGCAGAUGUGAUAGCAGACAACAGACCGGAAAUGAUGACAUAUAAUGAUGAUUAG